GACCUUUACAGGGCUAUUUUUGAAGGUCAUUAAAGGAUCGCUUCACUGCAUUUAUAAACCGUCUACAAUAUAUUCGCCGUCAAUCCAAAAGGACAUUUGGAUCAAUAUAUCUACCCAACAAAGUGUGAAAUAAAAGCUUUGUCUGCAUCAAUGUACUCAUAACAAUUAUGUCGGGCUCAGAAGAGGACAGUAGCAUUUUUGUUAAAAGACUGUAUGCUCGCUAUACCAAAGAUGGGAUUAUAACUCCACAAGCUCUUGUCACUUGGUUUGUUGAUUAUUUAAAUUACCCAUUUAUGUAUGAUGAAAAAUGUAAGUCUAAUUUUGGCUUCUUCAAAGAUCCUAAAGAUACAAAGAACCAUCCAUUUCAGAUUGUUUCUUUUAUUACUCGUGAUGCCUUACAAAGCAACACGACUCUACGGUUUUCAGAAAAGACAGAGCUGUUUUGUUUAUAUCAUUCUUACCGAUUUACUUUUGUCAUUGACUUUAGUUGGUCGACUUUGUGUUCAAGCGCAGAUGGAACAUGUUUUGUAAACAGUAUUGUAAAAACAAUCAACCAAAUUUUUUACAUCCUGUCUGAACCCAGUUCUUAUAGCUUUCCUGGGACUGGUUACAAGUUGUCCAAUUUUACAGUAUUUUGUUCAGUGAUCGUUGUUGUUCCUAACUCAAAGUGCUAUACGUUAUUGUCUGGUUGGGUUGUUAACACUAAAGAAAUUCCCAAUAAAAUAGCAUAUAUUUCUCGUUCACUUGUGAAACUUGAGCGUAAGUUUUUGGAAGACAUUAAAAAUAAGCGUGAUGACUCUAAAUGUACUGGCAGACGAUACGUUUUCUUAUCAGACCUACUUAGACAUGGGGCUCUAUCUGUGUCAUUACUGACCCCUACCUCAGGACCUGCCACAAUCUUGUUUUUUACACACGGCUGUUUUGCAACAUCUGAUUUUGGUGUUCCAGAAUUAGUAAUGUCUCAUUUAAAUGUAGAACAUGUUCGAUGUGUUUUCAUUUUGAUGACAGACAAUAUUACCCCUGAUUUCCACAAACCAUAUACUCCCCAUAACACGUCUAAACCAUCUUCUCUCAUGACCGCGGGUAUUCAGCAAGUGGAGUUGUGUAGUGUCUUAGCCAAUAACACCGAUGGAUUCAUCGUCAAUAUCCCGAAUGAGUCUCAAAAUUUAGCGGUUCAGAUGAAUUCAUGGAAUAAUUUGGCCGAAUCUUUGUUAGCCGUCCCCGUAUUUCGUCGUAGCGAGUAUACAGAAUGUUAUAGUGAUUUUAACCGUGACUCCCGAGUCAUCGUCAAAGCAGGUUCAAAAAUUGUAGAAUUGCCUCCACAUAUCUUGUUAACAACAAGAUUAAAAAGUGGAUUCCGACUUAAAUCCAUCUCAAUAACUAGGAAAUCGACUGUUCCAAAAAGCCAUUUGAUUACAGCAGAGGCUUCUGUUUACAAUAAAAAUGAAGAGAUGGAAGCUUGUGUUCCACUUACUGAAAAUGAAAAAAUCUCUAGUAAUUGCGUGGCCACCAAAUUAAAGUUAGAUCUUGUGAUGGUAUGGGGGGUAAAUAUAACAUUCCACUGUUCUAUACGUGGAGGUUGGACACGAAUAUUUCGUUCUCCUAUUGUAACUGGCUCAACUAAUUUUGCUACAAAGAACAUGCAUGAAGACGCUUUGUUAUCUCCCUUUUCUGACUCAUUUACUACUGAAAAGUCGCUGGUAGAAUUGAAAGUUGAAGCAAAUUAUUCACUUUUACGACAGAUUUUUAAUAGACAUUCUUUUCCUAACAGUAAUCUGGAACUAUCGUCAAUGUUUUCUCGUCUUCCAUUGCCUAUUCAAGUGAUAACUUUGAAUGAUUUACUUUUAGUGCAUGUUUAUGAGUUCAGUAGGGAUCCAUUUGUUCGGAAGGUUCCUGACUCAUUUUCUAAUCGUUUGUACCCUGUGUUUGUUAUGAAAAAUAAUCUCCAAGGUGAUUUGGUUGCAACACCUAUACUACAAGAUCUACAACCGACUAAUAAUCCUGACUAUUCAUCCAUUCUACGCUUUAUCAAUUACUGGAGACUUUUCAUCGAUAUUGACCUAGUUCAGUGCUAUCGUUGGAUGGACUUGCAUCACAUCUUUUUACUCUUAGAAUACGACUCACCUCUACCACCUAACAUACAUUUCCCUCCAUCUGACAAGCGCGAUACUUCUCCUCUUUCUUGCCGUCAAGCUCUCUUCCGUGUUCAUACUCUUCUGUCACAAUGGUCAAGUUUUGUUUUGCUCGAAAAUAGUACUUAUAUAAAGUUGUUUCAUAUCGGUGACUUUGCUAUUGGACAACUUGCACAUAAAUCCAGUUCUUUAUCUUCGAUUUCUUCUGUUUCCGGGGCUACCCAGGAAACUAUGGACGCGAAAAAGGUUAGUGAAUGUAAUGUUGGUUGCAAUAAGACAUGUUCGGGGGUUUCCAUAUCAUCUGUAUCUCACUUCUGUUUGAUUCGUCUUGAAUUAAAAAUUCCUGAAGUUAGAUUUUGCAUUGGCUUUGUUAAUAAUACUCCUGUUGAUAUUCAACACGAAAUUAUAGAGUAUCUGAAAACACAAUUAAAGUCUCUCCAUUUUCCACCAAGAGGGCGCCAAGCUAUUCCCAAAUCUAGACACAAAUCUGGCACUUUUCAACAUGCGGCCGAGUGCAAACAUGUUCCACCUCUUCAACGCUCCUGGGAAGAUACACCAUGUUGCACAAUUUUCAAUGCUAGACUUGAUCGUCUUGUAAUAGACUUCGGUACAUUCUGUAACCCUGUAGUAAAAACCUCAGACUGCAUUUCCACUAAUAAAAAUAAAACUGUCAAGCUUGACCAUACCCAUGAAUCUGAACGUGUGUCAAAAUCGUGCAAGCAAAAUCGGCUUUUAUUUUCACGAACCGUUCCAGUAAAUGAUGCGACUAUCAAUCCAGUAUUGUUGGCUCAACAUCUUCGUCAUUCCGUUUGUGUAUGGGCAGUUUUUUCAUCAACUUGGAAGUCGUGUAUGCAGUCAAUAUUCUCAAGUCUUGUGAACGUUCGGCUACAGGAAGGAUUUCAUCUAGCUCGAGUAGGUCCGCAAUCCGGAUUUGUGUCUUUAUUAACUGAACUGGAAAUGCAAUCACUUGAAAUUAAUAACACCGGGACUCCAUGUUUGGUUCAAUAUCAAGUCUAUCCAAUUGUUGACCCUAAAAAUGUAGAAUCUCACGGACAUGAUUUAGGACAUUUGACUGUUAUAAAUAAUUUUUUAAAGAGCCAUAUCGAUGCUGCUGUGUUAGAUACGUUAAAUUCACCUGAUUCCUUCGUGGUUCCCGACAUAAAAACAUCCUCGUUUUCUCCUAUCAUUAUUGCCUCCGAAAUAUGGAUCCAGCCUGUCGAUGGUACUAUUAACCCAGUCCAUUCAGAAGCACAAAACUGGUCAGGAUCUACUUUUUCCGAAUUACCCCGGAUUAUUUUUAAUGAUGACGAAGAGUGCAUAGUUUCAUACAUAACAUUGGACAACUUGUAUAACUUUGUAACUAACAAAUCCAAAGUCUGUAUUAGUUCUCCCAAAAAGAUAACUUUACUAGGUGAUGAUGAUCCAUAUUUUCCACUAGAGUGUCCUACAGAAAUCUGUCUAGUAUAUAGUAGCAUAUCUAGGCUGGUAUCUCGGUGCCCAAACUUAAUUGCUUUGUUCCCUUUAUUGGGGAAUGUUGUCAACAAGAAACCUUCAUCUAAUCUGUCAAAUGAUAUUCAUAACCAACGUAUGUUAACAAGUUUGCAAUCACGUCUCCUAAAUUCGGGUUUAUUGGUUGAGGUUCCAGUUUCUGUAGAUGAAUUGAAAACUAUUCUUACUAAAUGGGGCCACAACAUAAACUCUGAAUGUCCAGAAAACACUGGUGUUGAUCUUCCUAAAUUACGUUGUUUUGUUGGUCGGGGAUCACUGAAACAAUCUGUUGUUGUUUCAGAUGUUAUUGAUGAACCAAAUCCUAUGGUUACGAUGAUUCUUAUACCAGCCACAAUGGGUGAUGUAUUUCAUCCUAUUAUGUUUAGCAUAGUUAAAAACCACCUAGGAACUUCUGAUGUACCAAACCACCCUUCUCUUCCUGUAUUUAUCUAUGCGUGUUCUCGUGUUUAUAUGUCGUAUCUAAUUGAUGACAAAUGGACAUACAAGGCCCCAGAUACUCACGUAAUUGAUAUGCGCUCAAAUGACCGAUGUUUUCUCCAAUCAGAUAAACAUGAAUGUAAUAUUGUUGGUAAGGUAUAUUCCUUGCCAGGUGAAGUCCCAGACUGUUUUCUGAACGUGGGUUGUCAAAAUGAAAGAUUGACUCAAGAGUUGCACGCAUUGUGGUCUGAUUUGAUGUUCUAUACUGAAAUUUUAGAGCACUCGUACAGUUAUGCUUUCAGUGUUGUAAUUUAUCGGAUCAUUUUACAUAACUCCAUUCCUGACACUAAAGAUGUCAAUUAUAUACUUAGGCACUCAGAAGAGUGUUUUCCGAUUCAGCCAUUGUAUGUAGAUCUUACAUCAUUCUCAUUACUUACCUGUUCUCAUCUUUUUCCCUACGUUCAUUUGCUACAUAAAAGAAGUAAUAAACAUUUUGAAGGAAGUAAUUGUUCCAAACCUCUACCUGUUCUGGGUUAUGAAAAGCCAAAACAAUCUUCACUUCCAUUGUGCUUCUUGGAUUCAGAGGACCUAUCAGUUGAAUUUUAUAUGUCUUCCGCCAAUGACUGCGACUGUUGUGAAAUUCAGAGAAGUUGUCUUCUCAGUACAUUUACUGAAUAUCUCAAACCUGUACCAAACUUGGAUGGUGUUUAUGUAUUGUCGAAAUCCAAGUUAACGUGUCGAGGAAAUCGCACAAUCCGUCGUUCUGUAAGUCAAAAUAUCUUAAAAUCGUGGAGUAAAGCCAUAAAUAUUUCUGGUUCUAGGGGAAUCCUCGGUCAAACAGACACUUGCAAUGCAUACAGUAGUUCGGUGACUUGUAACUUGUCGGAAGCUAGCGGAGAGAGCGAGGCUUUGUGGGAUUCACGCACUCUAAAAUCGAAUAAAGAGGUUUCUCAUCGUAAUAAUUCUAUUUCUCAUUGUUCAGAUUCACUACUACGAAAAUUGGUGGAAUGGUUUCAUUUAGUUACGAAAAGUUCCCCCGAUGUUUGUCUCCUAUUCUUACGCAUUCGUGGGAUCUUGGAGUACAAAGGAACAUCUAUCAAUGUGCCUUUAUUUAAAGGGAUACCUACUUUCUGUGCUUCUUAUUUUCACGGGCUUUUAUCAGAACUAAUCUUGAAAAAGGCCUCUCAACACAGCUCAUCAUUCAACCAUAAAGUAUCACAUAUGAGUAGCAGCUCUGCACUAAAAGUCGAUCUAAGGGAAUUAUAUUUUUAUAUCGAGAUUCUACCUAUCGUUAGACCACACUCUGAUUUCUUUCCUUCUCACAAAUUUAACGACAAUAUUUUUAAGAGGCCGCGUCAUAAAAAUAAAACAGAAAUUAACUCAGGCGGUGUACGAAAUCAACAUAUAGAAUCUUCAGAUAUCUCUCACUGCGCUUUUAUGUCCAGUAGUUAUUCUAUUAAUUUGGCUUACUCGACAAUGGAGGAAGAAUGCAUUGUUAUGGAUGGUUGGUUAAACCAAAACUAUGUUUCUGAAAUUCCGUCAAUACAACAAUGUUUUCUUCGUCUCUUCAUUUUUCAAAUGCUGUGGCAUAUACAUGACAAGUCUGUAAAUUGCCUGCGUUCCGUCACUCCAGUGACAGAAAAAUCCCUUGAAACUGUUCUUCAGCACAUUGAAGAUACUUGUAAAGCAAUACAUACUCCGCUCUUCAAUCCUUGUAGCAUUUUAGUCAACUACUCCUAUAUAUCUAGUGAAGACGAACACUCAAAAUCAAAUGUCGAUUUCGAAAAGUCAUCAACUGUGGUAGAAAAACUAUGUACCGUAGCACCGAACUUUCGCAGUCUUAGAAAGCAGGUUCGUAUGCAACGAAUACAAUUGGACUUCGUUUCUUAUGACACUGAUGUGGUUGAUCAGUUUACGAAGUAUUUUGAGAGUAUGCUUGUUUCCCAUUCAUAUGGGUCCCUUCAAUAUAAUAAUGGGUACUACUACCUAUCAAACUUUGAAGAGACUUCUGAAAGCGUUUUAGAGAAACGACACACAAAGAGUAGUUUUUGGGACGGUGACAGAACUAACUAUUUUCCUGGUGUUGGAAAUUUCAGCUCUGGUUUGCAAGACCCAAGUGUUACCAUGGAUAAGGUUUCUUCACAUCAGUCAUCUUUUCCUGAUAGUAUAGCUAUUGCUCAUACUUCAAAAAAGGGGACACUUGCUAGGUCUCUAAAAUAUCAAACCCAUAAGUAUAUGAAUGUUUCAUGUGUUGGUAAUGGGUGGUGUAGAAAUGAAGGAUCAUACUUAUCUAAGCAAAAUCCUUGUCGAACCCGUAGAUCAUACUCACUUUCUAGUUUUGACUCUCAUUAUUCCAAAAAUGACAAUAAAGCUGUCUUUAAAAGUAAGCUUGUUAGAAGCAGUAUAAACCUAUCCGAAAGUAAUUCAAGAAAAAGCAUACAUCCAAUUGCCUUAGAUGAAGAUGCACAAUCAUCAAAAAAAUCUAUGCCAUUUUGGUUUAUAUUCCGUAUUUGUUCCAAUUCAGUUAGCGUUUUCUUUCAUCAUACAGAUUUACACAUCAAGAGCAUUCACAGUCAAAAGCAGUGCCGAUAUUUAUCACUGUCUAGAUUUCCACUCCCUAAAAAUUCAUCAUACCAAAUUUAUAAAGAUAUAUUGUCACUUGAAUGUCCGUACUGCACUAUUUAUCAGAAUGUAGUGAGUUCCAUUUAUUCUGUGAUUCGAAUGCUCAAUCAGAAGCUGUUAUUAAAUAAACUUUAUGAUGAACGUUUUUGUGAUCAGCUUUUGUUGCCUUCCGAUGAAGUGGAUAUGGUUACAAAACGCGAAGUAGUUAGUUCAUCUGAAUGUGAUGAAAGCAACACCCGAAAUGGAUCUUUUACUAAGAGUAAUUUCCGCGGAUGGAAAGUCCGAAAUAAACGUCAUGUCCGGUCAUUCAUUCAUCAUAUACCUCCAAAUGAUAAAGAAAAAGCAGAUUUCAGUUGUCACAAAUUGAAGACACACUCAAAUACUCCUAAUCAUAUCGAAAGAACUAGCCGCAUAAAAUCUUCCAGCAUACUCAAUACCACACAGCAUUCCGUGAAUAUCGGUGAUAAUCAAAAGAAACUCCCACUUCAGCACAAACUCUGGCCACCUGGUGUAUUUGCUUGUCCGGUACAGAUGACUAGCUAUAUUUAUUUACAUCCUCGAGUCUUUCUUAACUGUCAAAUAUAUUCUGUUGAAAAAGGCAGACGCGUCAUUCCUGCCCUUCGUCGGCUUCUGGAAAAUUUAGCCAUAACAAAUCGAUCUAAUAUGUUCUUCCUCAUUGACCACCCUUCCAAAACAGAUUCAAUUUCUGCUACUGCUAGGCAAAAAAGACACGCUUAUUGUGACUCGGAAGUGCAGUCAAUACACUCAUUGUCAGAAUCUUCACAAGACCCUGUGUUUUAUAUGUUAUUGAAAGAAAUUACUACUGCAACAUUUUCAUCCGACCAGCAAUCAGGCCUAUUAGAUAAACGGACAAGUCAAACGGAACCAAAAUAUUUAUUGGAAUCAAAGUUAAGUACCAAGAUAAAUAAAGUCAGGCAUAUUUCCUCAGAUGUUCCCACUUCAACCUACUUUGGCAGUUCAGAAGAGACCGCAAAAAAUAUUCGCAAAGGCAUCCGAUUUGCAGGCAAUUUACAUAAAACUUACAAGCACAACGACCGUAUAGGAGAAAAUGUUUUGCAAAUAACUCUUCAUGGCAUAAGUCAACCUAGCAGGCGACUUUGUUCUUCUGUUCACCAUAUGCUACAAACUCGUUUAGAUGGACUCGUUCUUCAGCAUAUAUCGGAUAGUCUUUCUCGAAACGCCAUUAAUCGUCUUACGUUGGAAGACUUUACGUUUUUACUCAAUAGGCGAAUUGAACAUCCCCUUAUUCACUUUUAUAUCGCACUUCCUGAUUUUCUAACGGGUAAUGAUAGUAGUUUGUUUGUUAGUCAAGCAGUUCUCUCCUUUUGCCACUACUUUCGACAAAAUCUUCUUUUAUUCUUAACUCCGGUUAAAAUUGAUGAUGAUACUAAAAAGCGUCUGAAGGAACUAGGCAAGGCUGAGUUAUAUCUUUUCAAUCGUCCAAGCGCUCAGGGUUUCUCUAAGCAUGGUGUUGCAACUAUCUUGAUUCAGCUUAUGAUAACUUCUGGCGAUAAAACACCUCAAACAAAUUAUGGCUUCACUAGGCCAUACAUUAUUACGGAAUCCUCAUCAUCUGAUGAACCUGCUUGUCCUGGAAUAUCUUGCAACCUGUGUUUUCAAGACAUGUCUAAAGCAAUUAAGAAUUUCUCUGAAGUUAGUAAGUCUGAUUUACAGAAGCAUCCAGUACCAAGACUUGUCUUAUCAGUUCGCAUGUGGGAGCGUGGACAUUCUGAUCUGAGCAACUUAAAGUUGCGUCUGAUGACUUCUGUUCAUCACGCUCUUUACGAUUUAAUAACAGAACAUCUUGUUUUGACUUCGCCAGUAUUUUCGGAUGUAGAAUGCAGCAAUGAUACCUUACAUGAAGAAUCUUCCCAAAACUCAAACAGUAUUGACUUAACAACUUCAGAUUCAAAAGAUACAUUUUUAAGUGCCAAGAAUAUGCCUCUGAGUUCACUUGUUGUUCAAUGGAUGAAAGAAGGAAAAAAUAUUGAAUCACCGCUUGUAACAGAUGUCUCUAUUAACCUUUCGUCUUGUUUAUUUGUUGAACAACUGAUUUCGGAUCUUCUAAAGCCAUUUAUUUCUCAUGAUGAUAAUUUGGUUCUUGAUAGUUCUCCAAAUACCGUUUCCCGUAAACAGGAUUCCACACCAGACUUCUCUUGUGUAUCUAUUAACCCUGGUGGGACAUUUAGUCCCUCUGAAUCAGCAGCGAGUUCAAAUAAUAAAAGUGAAACAAAGUGUGAAGAGAAUGUAGAGAUGUUUAAGCCAGGUUUCAUCAAUAAAUAUAUUAUAGUCGGUCGCAAUCGGAACGCCUGGAAAAGAGCUCUCAAUGUAACUCAGACGGGACAACAACCCAAAUCUAUCGCCGUUCCAAAAUCGUUAGAUAAAACAUCACAUAUCUGGCUCAUCGAAUUUACUUCCGAUUCUGGUAUUUAUUAUGAUGCAUCUUCACGAAUGCAACCACUGAAAGUUAAUAUUCCACCAAAUAUUUGCUCAAUAAACAUUGAAUCUAAUCCACCCAUCAAAAGACUUUAUCGUAAUGAUGAAGCAUAUGCUUGUGAAGCACGCUUUUCAUCUAACAAUGAUGCUAAGCGACGUGUAACUCAGUCAUCUGAUUUUCAUUGGUGCCUUACCGAUAGUUGUUGCAAUUCCGCUCUACUUGUAUCGAAGUUCCCAGAGUUUUGUCCUGUAAAAAUUGGGAUGGUUCAACAUGCAUCAGCUGAUACAAAUGAUAGUGUUCAUUUGAACCAAGCUGAUCGUUCAGAUUCAAAUGAAUUCUUAUUUCAAAAUUACCCUAUGAUACAAGAAAAAUAUGGGAUAAAUAUACAUAUUCCUAGACAGAGCUUCUGUCUUAUUUAUGUAAAUGGGCGUCAUAUUCAAAUGUUCACUUAUAACUGGACAAAAGAAGAAGCUGAACGUAUGUCAAACCGCUUACUAUUGUCUGUUGAAUGGUAUAAUCAACGUUACCAGCUUUUAUGUUCACUAUCAUUUCAAAAAUUGGGCUUGUUUCAUGCAAUCAAUAAUUCAGCUUUUCGAGGUUGUGCUGUUCGUGCUAUGGAUUUGAUACGAAAUACAUGCCCUCCUGAGUUAAACAUUAGUACGGAUUCUCCGUGUACAGCAGUUAGUCAGACCUCAAGUAACUUAUAUAAUACUUCGCCUUUAUCGUCAGUUUCAUCUACACCCAAUGCUCAAAUUUCUGUAUCAAGUGUUUCUAUAAAUAUUCUAUCAGCUGUUACUUCCGUUGCUCGCAGGCGACAUGUCACACCAUCCACAGUUGAUACGAAUACUAACUGUAUUAACAGUAGUAAUAGUUUUCACACUCCUUCCUCACCUGCCUUUCAAACUCAUUCAUUAUCUCUCCAUGGAACAAACAAUUCACGGAUGGAAUUUAAGGAACAUAAAAGUAUCAACAACUUCUUACGACUGUUUCAAGACUGUGGUUAUAUACCUCCUUUGGUACCACCUAGUAAUCCAAACUUACCAUACAUUGAUAUGUUACAACGGUACAGUGAACAAGCCUUAACGCUAAUGCAUGCUGAUAUUCGGCGAUCUCAGUAUAUCGAAUUGUUCAGUGAAUAUUUUAGAAAUUGGCAAGAAGGUGGUAAAAACAAUAUAGCAAAUAAAGAGUCAAAUCCAGUAAAAUCUUUACCACUGAACAAGGAUACUGGACAGAAGUUUUCUCAUUCUAAGUCUGCAGUGGGGUCUGCUAAGGAACUUCUGCUCAGUGAUCAACUGUCCAAACGGCUACAACGUUAUUCGGCUAUUAAACAAGCCUGUCGUCACUUGCACACUAUAUGUACUCCCAUAUUAUUUUGUCCUAAUACACGUUCAAAAGUUGUUCAGCUAAUUAAAGAAGAAGAAAAUGCUAUGAAUAAAACAGCUCAGUUAUACUUCAGUUCUAUUUCACAUCAUUCUCCUUCAGCCACACCUACGGACGUCACUGUUACUUCUGCCACUAAUACCGAUUCUACCAUUGCUGAUUUAAAAGUACAUAAAGAAAUAAGUGAUUCGGACAAAAUGCAUUACCAUACCGAACAAGCUACAAACCAGUGUAAAUCCAUUGGAAAUGAAUUUGGCUCUUCAAAGGAUUUUUCUGUAAAGUCAACUCCUGUGAAACUAAAACAAGUAUCGGACGCCAGUGGGAGUCGUUUUUUAUCCCCAUGGCUAAGUUGGUCACACAAUUCAGCUACUCCGGGUAAUCUUGAUGACACAAAUAUACUUUCAACGGAUAUCUUACUUGCUGAUAACAAUUCAUGUGCUGAAAAUUCUCAACAUCAAGAUAAUAGUUUUACUUCCGUUUUAAACUUCAAUAAUUGGUUACGUCGUGUAGCUCACCAAUUUCUAAUGAAAUAUUCUCAAUAUUUGCAACAAGAAGUAGGCUUUCAUUCAAUACCAAUUCUCAAUAGUUCUAUUUCAUUAAAUAGACGUGAACAGGCGGCAAGACCUAAUGUUAGCUAUGCACUGUUUCGUCGUUCUAUACACUUAGCUGGAGUACAUAUUAUUGAGCUGUUUGUCCGCGAUUUUCAUCUGUUCGUUAGAUUGGGUACCAUUGAAGUUAGUCGUUUUAGUUGGCAUGCUUCACGUUCUGUAACACUUGGGCCGUAUACUUCUGAAGUGAUCUCUCAAACGGCAGCAUCAGCUGCAGCCAGUAUGACAUCAGUUAUGUUCAAUGCAGUUUUCCGUCGAAAUAUGGAGAGGUCAUUUCGUUUGCCUAGUGCUAAUUCUUUUGAUAUCAUAUCUAAUCCAUCAGAUGGGAAGUAUUCUGAUUGGUUUGAGUAUAGUAGUAAUCUUUCGUGGAACGAAUCAAGUAAACUCUGUGAUUACACACAUCUCCAUUCAUUUUCGUACGACUUUCAUUUGCGCGCAAUUCAAGAUUAUUUAGAAAAUCGACGGUGCUUUCAACGAAGUCAGUGUUCUGAUGCAUCACGUAGACCAACUAGUGCAGUUGGAAGUGUAUAUUCUAAUGUGAUUACCAUUCCUGACUACCCUGUCACAAAAUUUCUAGAAGAUUUGACCUGUAUCGCUCAAAAAUUACCACUCUUUUCUCGGGGUUACUUGUGCUGCUUUCCUGUUACAUGCCACGUUAGUUUAUGUCUGCGACCAGACCAAGUUUUUCAUCAUCUUAUCGAAGAACACGCUUCUUACGGUGUAGAUAUUCUUCGCAUGACUAGAAGGGAAUAUAGUGCUUCGCAAACGAAUCCACCAUAUAACAAACAUUUAUCAUAUAAUUUUGCUUUAGUUGAGCAAUGUCAUCCUGAACAGGAAUUUGGAUGUUGUAGUUCACGUUCAGCCAGUUCAGAUCAUCAUUCAAAAUAUCAACCAUGUUCGAAUUUAAGAAUAUCUUCUGAAUCGAAUUCUUCCUCUACCACUAAUAGCAAAGAUCAGUCGUGUAAAUUUUCCGCUUUGGGCAUAGCAAGUGCACAUCACAUUGUUGAGAAUUUAACAAAACUUGAUAGUGAACUUUCUAAUAGACAGUCGAUAUCCCAACCUUAUUCAGUAACGGGAAUUGUUGUUCCUGAUGAAGUUAACGGAACCUAUUCGGAUAUUAGAUCGCCGGUAGAUGGAUCUAUUACAAAUAGACUACUUCAUUUGAUUGUAUAUCUAAUUAUUCUAGAUUCAAAACAUGAAUUUCCGGAAUCUAGACUUGCAAAAUUAAAUUCAAGUUCGUGUACACAAAUGGUGGGUAUUAAAGCUGGAGUUUUGAAUGUAUUAAGACUUAGUUACGAAUUCGCUUAUAAAUGAAGCUGAACUACUUGGUAAGAUUUAGGCGUUAAAGUUCGUUAAAAUUAUUUUUCGGGGAUACACUUUUGAAUGUUUACACACCUUCAGUAACAUCAUAAGUGAGUUUAAAUUCAGUUAUAUAGGUUGAUUGAUGAUUCGUACUUUUCUCUUUGUUUACUUUCAAGUGUCCAGUUGAUUGGCCAGCUAUUCGCCCUUGCGUUGAUCCGUGUUCAUUCACAUAUCAACCAACCCUUGUCAAUCGGAUACCUAGACCAUUCGGCAUUGAGGAUACGGGUGUUUCCAGUUUAACAUCGGAACGUCAAUGUCAAAAUAUGAAUAUUUCCCCUACGGACGCUGGCGACUAUAGGAGGUUGUCAAAGCACUCUGAAAAUACUUUCGACAGCGAUGUACGAUGGCACAUGUCCUACUUAAGUAUGUGUCCUUCUCAUCAAGUUCAAUUACAUCGUGUACUUCGAAUAUCUCAGUCUAAUUUGGAAUCUCGGAUAACACAAUUAAUUGGUCGGUCUGGCGUUGAUUGUCAUAAGAAUCUACUGUGGUACAAACUAUUCGAUACCAAUUCUUCUUUGGCUACCCAGAUUCUCUCGACGAAUAGUCACUCCCUUUCCCAAGAUGUCGUUAAAACCAACUGUCAAGUGGAAGACUCUCCAUAUAUUUCUUUAGGGACCAACCUGAACCCGGUAGAUAGUUACUUAUGUCCUGUUCUGAACCAUCAGAGUUUGUCAAUGCGAGAGAUAGAAGAAUUAGUUGAUUCUGCACCAUUUCAGUUGGAUAUUCUUCGUUUGGAUCCCCGUUUAAUUGAAUUGUUUAAUGUUGGUGGUUGCCAUUUGAACUCUGUCAGUGCAUUGUUAAACAAAGAAUUUAUUGAUUUACAACAGGGUAAUCACCAUCAAAUUGAUCAGAUGAAACUGAAUAUUAGUUCGAAAUUAUAUAAAUAUUCUACAUCGGAGACUAUACCGUGUAUUGCCUACCGAUUUAGCCAUUCAGUUGAGAGCAAAUUGGAUGAAGCAUCAAAUAUAGAUCGUCAGUGUAUACAAAAUUAUAUGGUCUUGUUGUCACCAUCGUUCACUGAAGGUCUUAUAUUUCUUAGUUGGUGUGAAAGUAGUAAUGAUGAAUGUGUUUUAGAUGAAGAUUCUUCAGUUUACACAUCCAGUCCUAUGAAAAAUACAUACUUUAAUGGUGUUAGUACUAGUAAUAGUGGUUGUUGUAUUGAUGCCGGUGAGAACAAUUCGAAAGCAACUCAAAGAUAUCAUAUGGAAAUAAACAACAAUAAAUAUAAGGAUUUUCAAUUUCGCGCAGUUUUUCGAGCUGUUGGUGAUCCAACCAAUCCAUCUUCAAUGCGCCGAUUAAUUGAUUCAGGUAGUGAAAUACAGAAUUUAUUUUUCAAAACGUCAACACUAGCUCUAGUAGCCACUAAUUUCAUUGAAAAACUCAGUUUUUUCGUUUGGAAAACUUUGCACAAUUGAUAAAAUCUUUUUGAUAUAAUUCUGCCUUGUUUGUUCGGUUUAAUUAAUUUGGUUUGAUGCAUUAUUUUCUACAAACUUUUUUAGUAUCAACUCUCCUCUGCUUAAUCUUUUCUGUUGACUAUUUUACUCAUCUAAAUUAAAUUAGUGGCUAAUUUAUUUUUCAUAUUCAUACAUUAAUAAUGAUUCAUGAGGAGAAUUAUGAACGUACUUUUUUUGAGCCGUUUUAUUCGUCUUUCUAUUUUGAUAAACGACAAUAGAACUUUAUUUUAUUGAACAUUUUUCUAUUGUUAACAUGGUGAUUAGGUCAAAUCUAGUGGAGAGUGUAGUUACCGAAAAGCUGUUUUGAAAUUUUACCACAUUCUGAGAUUUAUGUGUGUGAUGAUAUACGAGUUAAUUGUUCAAUCAUAAGUUCAUUGGUUUAACAAUACACUUUUACGGCUCAUAUUUGUGACAUAUAGCUGACCAACGAUAAGGAUAAAAAUCUGACGUCAACCCUUGUAAAUUAAUUUCCUGUAUUUCGUGAUAUAUAUAUAUAUAUAACUUGGUAAGGAAAAGGUAUCGUCUCCAUUGAAUUUAUCGCUUUUCUGAAUGGUAUUUUUCUUACUUUCAAAAGUGUCUUUUCAGAUAAUUUUCAACAAAUAUUUCAACUCAUUUUUACCGGAAAAUAAUAUCAUGAUUCUUCAUUUCUUGAACAGUUGUUGACCGCUUACAAAAAAACGGUGUUUACUACACGUAAUACAAAAUUGGUAUUAAUUAUUUCAAUUGACUCUCAUCUGUAAUGAGCCAUCACCUUCAUUGCGCUGAAUGUUUUUUAUGUUUGAUACUAGCGGUAUGUUCUUACAGGUACAAGAUCAAAAUUUUAUCAAUAAUUUGCAUCGCUGUCAUCAACAAUUUAUGGCUUCAUCAUUAGCUAACCUAGCUUUGUCAUAAAUGUCACUUGUUUCCACAAUGGAUUCAACGAUAAAACCUUCUAUUUCACUCAUGGGAUAUAUAAAGUUUAUAAAAGGUAUUUGUUUUUACCUACUUCUAUCUCGUAUAAAACUAGCUUGACAACAUUCGACGAACACUUAUCAAUAGGUUACAAAACUUUCGGAGCCAUUUAAAACUAGCCAUUGGGUAGCAUAAAACGAUAGGUGGAUAAAACUCGGUCUCACUGUCCAAUAAUCUUAUGUCUAGUUUGAGUGCUGAGAAGAAACAAGCAAAAACGCAAAAUUCACAUGUUCUCUAUAUACUACCAGAUAUGAUCAACUUACUAGUCUACCUAAUUACCUAGUCUUAUUCUUGCUAUGCGAUUCACUUGAACAACUUCUCAAAGUUUAGUAAAACAUCACCGACCCUAGAGACACAAAUUGAAGUUGGAAAGCACUAUAUCGCUUCAGUCUUUACCAGAAUGCUGUGUUCUCUUGUGACCUGGGUUGUAAUAGUUUCCAGAUAUUUCCUCCUGGUUAAGCAAGAAUGUUUGAUUGACGUAAAAGUGAUGGAUUUGCCCUUCAAUCACACAGCAUUAGGUUACAACUGUACAAGAAUGUCAUUCAUUCUCACAGCAAAACACUGCCAUUUCUGAAUAUCUUUAGUUUUUAAUGUUGGGACUUAUAUGCAUGUGACCUUUACCUAUAAUAGUAAUAUAUAUUCGGAAAAUAAUAAUUACAGAAUUCAUACCGGUUUACUGGCAUGAUCUGCUUGAUAUAGUAAUAUUAAGUGUAGAAGACAGAUGUGUGAUAUUAGAUUGUUUGCAGUAUUCUAGUUCAAGAAAUUGUCUAGUUAGUACAUUUUUCACAUGUACGACAAUAAGGAAAAGCUUCAACCAGGACCUUUUGGUUUUUUUAAGUGCAGACUUGUGAUGAGUACACAGGUUAAGCAAUAAACUAAUGAAAAACAAUUUACAAUUAGCAGACUAAAUGACAUCGUUUCAUAUUCCGAAUUCAUACUGGAAAACGAGGUCAAACUUGUUCCCUUAAUAUUUAUGGUGGUCUACUCACUAACGAAUUAUUCAAAGUGGGAAGUCACAACUUUUGUUUAUUUUCUCUUCAAUGAAGGAAUUUUAUUAUUAGCCUUCUUAAAUAUUGUAUUUUCGGUACAUAUAGAAUUCUCAGUGCGAAGUAUUUCAACGAGUUUCCGUUUCUUAUUACUUGGUCGAUAUUGACGUUAAAUGUUGAGCGAUCGCCAGUUAGAUGUUAUAAUUUCAGAAAUCGGCAUCUAAAUAAUGUUCAUGUUUUUAAAUCUAUGUUGCCAGCAAUCACGAUGUCUCCGAUUGUACAUUUUCGUAACUUCUACUGAGGAAGAUCGUAAAAUUUUCAAGCACACCUGAAUAGGUUAUGCAAUUAACUGACAUAAUGAUCUGUUAAAAUAAAGAAGGAAACAGAUAACUUGUUGAAAUAUCUAGAUGGCAGGAACAGGUAGCCCA
Molecule: messenger RNA, 16307 nt
Organism: Schistosoma rodhaini
Lineage: Eukaryota; Metazoa; Platyhelminthes; Trematoda; Strigeidida; Schistosomatidae
Source: the annotation of a GenBank genome assembly